Silurus meridionalis is the source of this 5682-nucleotide messenger RNA. It is a transcript of the gene ctcf, whose product is annotated as CCCTC-binding factor (zinc finger protein). The record is from RefSeq and is a predicted model, not a curated record. The transcript has 12 exons. Bases 1575 to 3986 code for a protein of 803 amino acids. Lineage: Eukaryota; Metazoa; Chordata; Actinopteri; Siluriformes; Siluridae. Gene Ontology annotation, molecular function: DNA-binding transcription factor activity, RNA polymerase II-specific; RNA polymerase II transcription regulatory region sequence-specific DNA binding. Gene Ontology annotation, biological process: regulation of transcription by RNA polymerase II. Gene Ontology annotation, cellular component: nucleus.
UUGUGGCACUUUUCCGAACGGGGGGAGUUUUGCAGGAUCUUUAAUCGGCCUCUAGGUGUCACGAUGGGGCUCCUGGUCCAGGCGGCUGGCGGGGGGUGUUUGUCUCCCUCUAUCGUUAUCGAAAAUUUAGCAAAAAAACACUUAUAACCCAGAAGUUCGGGGUUAUGCCCGAUUAUUACGUGCUAUCGAACUUAUAUCAGACGGCAUUUCGGCGAGAUGCUUCAUUUUAACACUUCAGUAUUUGCGCCCCUCUUUAGGCCAGGCCUCCAUUUUCUUUUUCUUCUCUUUGUUUCCGUGACAAAAACCCGCCGUUUCUGGAUGGAGCAAUAGCUUAGCAAACAAGCUAAUAUCGCCCGUAAAAGAUCGAUCGUUUUGAGUUCUGGAAGUACACAACCACCACGUAUAAUCCUUUAAUACCAAACGGAAAUUGAUUUCCUCCUUUUUAUGUCAUUUUGGUGUCCAGACAGCGCCAACAAACUGACUAACUCCUUAGCUUAGCAAUAGCAUAGCUAGCAGUUUGUUGGCGCCCCUCCUCAACCGCGAUUCAAACCUACACAGCCCUUCCUGGCCCAUUACACAGCGCGCGCACACGUACCCCUCACUCAAGCCGUAACACUAAAAUCUCCAGCGGCGAUGAUCCCAGCUUGUUGGUUCCUAGUCUUCAUCUUCCUCGAAAUCGAUCGCCGUGAUGAGCAAAGUUAAACGAUGGAAUCGGUGGCUAGCUUGCGGUUGUUUGCUAGCCAGCUUGUUGCGCAGAUGAAAAUCGGACGAGGAAGACGGCGAGCUCGAUGAAGCCGACAGUUGAUUUUAAAUGAUUCUUAACAUGUUUUCUCGAAGUCUUUUCUAACUGGUUUUCCCCCAAAGCUUAAGGGCAUCUUAAAUCUCAGUGAUCGCUGAUCCCAGUGGAGUGCUGAAUACGUUCAUUGGCCGCUCGCUUAUUGAGACACUAGCCACCUCAAGCGGCUGACGACUGAGGGGAUAAAACUGCGGAGAGCUCCCUCUACAACCCGGCUGGUAGCGGUACAAAAACGCUGUUAAUCAGCUCAGAAUGCCCUCUUGCUGUGGUGGAAAAUCUUUCAGCAUAACCCAGUGUGGGUAGUUGAUGACCGACUGUGCGUCUGCACCAUUUGUAAAUUUCGGGUGUUUUUUGGCGUGUACAUGAGUAAGAUCAGGAAAUGAAGGAGUCAUAGCAGGGCACGUUUCCAGAGCACAAACUGACAAAGUACCAAAAGCUGCAGAAGGUCCGUUAUGAAGAUCAGAGCUGAAACUAGCACGUCUCCUAUCAUCUGUUGGAGAUAAAAACACCUGUUAACGACUUUCUUAUUGUGGUUUGAUAUACUUUUGAUUCUGGUAAUGUGGAGCUGUUGUUAGAGAAACCCAAGAUACGGCACAUCCUGUUUAAGCUUCUCGUUGCAUUAUAAAACGUUCCUAAUCAUGUCUUGAUGUUGUUCUGUAUUUUCUUACGAGGAAGGAAGGUCAGAUGUAGCGAAUGCAGAGAAUUGAAGAGGGCAGGAGAGUAGAGAGGCGAAGUACACAUUUUUGGUGCAGGUAACUUCAGCAAGGCAGUAGUACCCAUGGAAGGGGCACCGACCGAAGCUGUAGUGGACGAGACUGGGGACUCUUUCAAAGCCAAGGAUUGUAAGACAUACCAACGUCGGCACGAAGAGGAAGUAGUUCAUGCUGAGCUGCUGCAGGCUGCUGGUCUAGAGGUGGUAGAGCAGCCGGUAGCCGAAGGCGAAGUGACAGGAGCUGUGGUCGAUGCACAGCAGCAGCUGGUUGAAGGUGUGGUGAGUGUAAAUAGCGGUGUAGAAAUGAUGGUGAUGGACACCCUGGACCCAGCCCUGCUGCAGAUGAAGACCGAAGUGAUGGAGGGUACCAUGGGUGCUGGUGUAACUGGGGCAGCCCACGAGGCUACGGUCACCACGGUGGAUGACACCCAGAUCAUCACCCUGCAGGUGGUCAAUAUGGAGGAACAGCAACUGGGCCUGGGUGAACUGCAGCUAGUGCAGGUGCCUGUUUCAGCUGUGCCCGUCACUGCCACCACUGUAGAAGCGCUGCAGGGAACACUGGUGGAUGCUACUGCCUUGCCCAAAGAUGGAGAGCCUGUCAUCUGUCACACGCUGCCACUCCCAGAGGGCUUUCAGGUUGUGAAAGUUGGUGCCAAUGGAGAAGUGGAGACUGUGGAGCAGGAUGAGCUCCAGGGCCAUGAAGAGCAAGCUCUGCAGCAGCAGGAAGAGGACGAGAUCUCCGAACCCCAGAAUGAUGACCCCACUUGGGCCAAGGAUCCUGACUACACACCCCCAGUCAAAAAGACAAAAAAGACAAAGAAAAGCAAGCUGCGCUACAACACGGAGGGAGAGAAAGACAUGGAUGUGUCUGUUUAUGACUUUGAGGAGGAGCAACAAGAAGGCCUCCUCUCGGAGGUUAAUGCAGAGAAAGUUGUGGGCAACAUGAAGCCUCCAAAGCCAACUAAAAUCAAAAAGAAAGGUGUAAAGAAGACAUUCCAGUGUGAAUUGUGUAGCUACACCUGCCCAAGACGCUCCAACCUUGACCGCCACAUGAAGAGCCACACGGAUGAGAGGCCACACAAAUGCCACUUGUGUGGACGUGCCUUCAGGACAGUCACCCUGCUGAGGAACCAUCUCAACACACACACAGGCACCAGACCUCACAAAUGUACUGAUUGUGACAUGGCGUUUGUGACCAGUGGUGAGCUUGUGCGACAUCGUCGCUAUAAGCAUACCCAUGAGAAGCCUUUUAAGUGUUCCAUGUGUGACUAUGCUAGUGUGGAGGUCAGCAAGCUGAAGAGACACAUUCGCUCUCAUACUGGAGAGCGUCCAUUCCAGUGCAGCCUGUGCAGCUAUGCCAGCCGAGACACCUACAAGCUGAAAAGACACAUGAGAACCCACUCAGGGGAGAAACCAUAUGAGUGUUACAUCUGUCAUGCACGUUUCACCCAGAGUGGCACUAUGAAGAUGCACAUUCUGCAGAAGCAUACUGAGAAUGUGGCUAAGUUCCACUGCCCCCACUGUGAUACGGUCAUCGCCCGCAAGAGCGACUUGGGUGUGCAUCUGCGCAAGCAGCAUUCCUACAUCGAGCAAGGCAGGAAGUGCCGUUACUGUGAGGCCGUAUUUCACGAGCGCUACGCUCUUAUCCAGCACCAGAAGUCCCACAAAAAUGAGAAACGCUUCAAGUGUGACCAGUGCGAUUACGCCUGUCGACAGGAGCGUCACAUGGUGAUGCACAAGCGCACCCACACUGGGGAAAAGCCAUAUGCCUGCAGCCACUGUGAGAAAACAUUCAGACAGAAACAGCUCCUGGACAUGCAUUUUCGCCGCUACCAUGACCCCUCCUUUGUGCCCACUUCCUUUGUGUGCACUAAAUGUGGCAAGACCUUCACACGGAGGAACACAAUGGCCAGGCAUGCUGAGAACUGUUCAGGACUGGAAGGCGGUGAUGGAGAGAAUGGUGCUCCAACCAAAAGAGGCCGUGGCGGCAGGAAGAGGAAGAUGCGCUCCAGGAAGGAUGAUGAUGAUGACGACAGUGAUGAACAUGGAGAGCCUGAAUUAGAUGACCUUGAUGAGGAAGAUGAGGAAGAAGAUGCUCUGGAUGAUGUGGAGAUGGAGGUGGAACAAGCUCCACCAUCCAUCCCUGUUCCUGCACCCGCUGAACCACCCGUCAAGAGAAAACGUGGCCGACCUCCUAAGAAUCCCCCCAAAGCUUCCCUUGCUAAGACCACAACCAUAGCACCUACUGCAGCUGCCAUUAUCCAAGUGGAGGACGAGGGCACAGGAGCCAUUGAGAACAUCAUAGUGAAGAAGGAGCAGGACGGUGUGGAUCCUUCAGUGGUAGCAUCAGCAGAGCCAGUGGUGGAGGAGGUCGAAGCCACAGAGGGAGGAGAGGAGGCAGAGCAGCUCUCUGUACCUGAAGCUGCACCCAACGGAGACCUCACCCCUGAGAUGAUCCUCAGCAUGAUGGACCGGUGAUGUGCUCUACCAGGCCUGAUGUCCUUACGCUUGUAUGCGUCCCCUCCCAUGCUGUCACCUCCCUGCCUCACAGAACACAAACUUUUUUUCUGCUGUUUUCUCCUUCAUUUUCUGGUCUGUGGAAUGAAAUACCCAAUGUUCCUUUUCACUUUUAAUCUUCACUUUACAUUUUUUUUUUGUUUUGUUACAAACCUUUGACUCAAGUGUGCGUGAUGCUUUUUUUUUUUUUUUUUUUACAUUUUGAGUUAAUAGUCUGAUUAGUCCAUUGUAUAUCAUCUAGUGUGUGGCAGGGGGUGCAGAGAUGCUCAUGUGCAAAUCCAGUGAUUAUGAUUGGUUCCUCAUAUUUACUGUAGUGAACUGCACACAUUUCAAUGUUUUUGCCUAAUUAACAUGCCAAUAUCCUUAGAGACUACAAUCUAUUACAUUACCAUGGCAAUAUUUGAAAAGUAAAACUGGGUUGGCCUGGUCAAGCCUUGAUAUUUAGACUUUCUGUCACUGUUGUAGAAUGGGCAUUUUACCCAACAAAUAUCCUUUUAAUAUCUGACACAAUUUUUAUUAUGUUGCAAAUUCUUAUUGCUUUCACUGGUUACAAUUGAUAAAAGAGAAAAGGUUAAAAAUACAGCCAUAUAAUUGUAUGGCCUACGAGCGUUUCCAUCUAUUACAUAUUGAAAUAACUAGAAAUCUGUGGUUGGUAACAUUGUACAAAAGAAGAGUAACGGUGGCCGGUCCUGCGUGUAAAUAUGUUUUUUUGUUUUUGUUUCUUUUUUCGUUUUAUGAAUAUUUUAACCAUUUUCAAGUGAAUCAAUGACCUUGAAUGCUGAUGCAAUGACAUUUUAAACAGUAGUCAUUUAAAAACAUGCUCCCGAAAAGGUUUAAAUCUUGAUCAGGGUGUACAUGUUAAAUGCCCCGUUUCCUUUGUCCUUGGCCUUUUUCAGCUUUUUAUGUUACCAGGGUUUGUGUUUUCUGCUUUUCAGGGAGAAAAUUAGAUCUUUUCCUUUAUAAUGACGAUAAGAGUCGAUAGCUUGUUUCUGUCAUUGCAUAUUUUCAUGUUGCUUUUCAGACUUUGAAUGGUGAGCUUAGCUCUUGCCUGCUAUAGUGGUAACAUGGAAUUGGGCAGCUGGGGUUUAGGCCCUGAAAAGGAAGGAAAAAGGACAGGUGGAAAAUUUUCAAGUUGGCCAAUGCUAGAUGAGUUCUAUGACUUGGUGCCGGCUACACCCUAACUUUCAGAUUUGGUGUGACUGCUGACGUGCUUGAGUUGUUCAUUGAUGACACAGCAGAAAAAGGUCUCUGUCCAUAGCAACGUUCUCACAUUUCUGUUCAGAUCACGUAGAGUCCACACAGCUUGAGCUUGAUGAAGCCAUUUUAAUGCAUUCUGUUCUGGAGGAACUGUUUGCAUAGAGUUAGUUCAAAAGAAAGUUCACUUUUAGAAGGACUGAACAUUUUCUGAACAUUUUUUCCGGAUUCAGAAUGUUUUCUUUACUUAUUCUUUGCAUUUACAUUUCUUUUCUUUUGUUAAGCUCUUAAUUUUAGGUUAAUGCUUUUUUCCUUUUUUGUACCUAGCUUUAACUGUGUGAAUUUUACAGUGGUCAGAAAACCCACAUAUAAAGACAUUUAUUAUGGCUGGGUGGGGCUUUGAGGGAAUAGGAAAAAUGUGGAGAAUGUAUUGCUGUACAGCUAAUAAAAUAAUAUUGUCCUA